Messenger RNA from Opisthocomus hoazin, 675 nucleotides. Lineage: Eukaryota; Metazoa; Chordata; Aves; Opisthocomiformes; Opisthocomidae. The record is from RefSeq and is a predicted model, not a curated record.
CAACAGAGCGAAGUAACCAGAAUCCUCGAUGGGAAAAACAUCAAGUACGAGCUGGUGGAUAUCUCCCAGGACAACGCUCUCCGGGAGGAGAUGAGGGCCAAGGCUGGCAACCCCAAAGCCAUCCCACCCCAGAUCGUCAACGGAGACCACUACUGCGGGGAUUACGAGCUCUUUGUGGAAGCGGUGGAGCAAAACACCCUGCAGGAGUUCCUGAAGCUGGCCUGAGGCCCGGGCUCCCCUCCCGUCCUGGACUCUACUUGCAUUCCUCAGCACCCUCAUCUCUGACCACCUUCACUUCCAGGCUGUCAGCGCCGUCCUGGCACGGCGACGUGCAUCCCAGCACAGGGAAACCCAUGACCAAAACUACUCACUGCAGCUGCCUACGAUUCUCUCCUGCCUAACCCCCAUAUCAUCUCAGAGAGAUCCAAAGAAAGUCUGAUGCUCGCUGCGCAUGGCCUGUGAACAAAGCUGGGCCUGGCUCACACAGCAGCUUCCAGUGCCUCUGUAAACAGCAAAGCCUCUGGGGCUGUGCGAAGUGCAGCCGUCCGUCAGCCCUCUCCUCUGCAGGGAGAGCUGCUGCUUCAGGAGGGAAGGGCUUAGGGUUGUGUGUUACUUCCUACUUUUCCCAGUUGCUGUUAAAAUUGUAAAUCCUGCUGCCUCACUUUGUUUUUUUUU